AUGGCUUUAUUCCUGAUGGUGAUGUUUCUGGCCACUGUGCUACUUCCAUGUUUACCUACUGAAGGAAAGGAUCCAGCUUUUACUGCUUUGUUAACCACCCAACCAGCAGUCCAAAAGGAGAUUGUAAACAAACACAAUGAACUAAGGAAAGGAGUCUCUCCGUCUGCCAGCAACAUGUUGAAAAUGGAAUGGAGCAGAGAUGCAACAACAAAUGCUCAAAAGUGGGCAAACAAGUGCACUUUAGAACACAGUAAUCCAGAGGACCGCAAGACCAGUACAAAAUGUGGUGAGAAUCUUUAUAUGUCAAGUGACCCUACUUCCUGGUCAAAUGCAAUCCAAAACUGGUAUGAUGAGAGUCGAGAUUUUGUCUAUGGUAUAGGGUCAAAAAGUCCUAAUGCAGCUGUUGGCCAUUAUACUCAGGUUGUCUGGUAUUCAUCAUUCCGUGUUGGAUGUGGAAUCGCCUUCUGUCCCAACCAAGAAAUGUUAAAAUACUUUUAUGUUUGCCACUAUUGUCCUGCUGGCAAUAAUGUCAAACUAAAGACUACCCCUUACAAAGAAGGAGCACCCUGUGUCAGCUGCCCUGAAAACUGUGAAAAUGGACUGUGCACCAACAGCUGCGAGUAUGAAGACCUCCUUAGUAACUGUGCAGAUUUGAAGACUAAAGCUGGUUGUGAGCAUGAGUUGCUCAAGGAAAAAUGUCAAGCUACUUGCAAAUGUGAGGACAAAAUUUACUGA
Molecule: messenger RNA, 735 nt
Organism: Chrysochloris asiatica (Cape golden mole)
Lineage: Eukaryota; Metazoa; Chordata; Mammalia; Afrosoricida; Chrysochloridae
Gene: CRISP2
Product: cysteine-rich secretory protein 2
Exons: 7
Coding region: 1-735 (244 amino acids)
Cellular component (GO): extracellular region
Source: RefSeq, a predicted model, not a curated record